Messenger RNA from Hibiscus syriacus, 1032 nucleotides. Its product is annotated as zinc finger protein JAGGED-like. Lineage: Eukaryota; Viridiplantae; Streptophyta; Magnoliopsida; Malvales; Malvaceae. The coding region runs from base 1 to 1032 and encodes 343 amino acids. The transcript is spliced from 7 exons. The record is from RefSeq and is a predicted model, not a curated record. Gene Ontology annotation, molecular function: DNA-binding transcription factor activity.
AUGCUAUUCACUAUAUUGCAGGGAACUGAACUGGUAGUGCACUGGACACAGAGCCUUGUACCAAGCGUGCUUUGGAGAAUGUACCAAGAGAUGGCCCAUGUUGGUAAAUGGGGACAAGGUGACCUCAUUUCUUUCCCUUUCCUCUUGCUCUCAGUGACUUUGCUUAAGGGUACAAUGAUGCCCCAGGGACGCCUCACCUUACACGGGGACCAACCCCAUUCUACUUUAACCAUGCACCCCACUAAUCAGCUUAAUUCUAGGGCUACCUACCCUCAAACCACAUUUCUGGUUCCAACCUUUCGCUUAAAUGAAUCCAACAGCAAACCCCUUUUAUGGAGACCUGAAGAAAACCCAUUGGACCUCAAUAACUUGCCCGACGAUUAUGCAAGGGAUGGUAUAGUUGUCUUUGAGGAAGGCUCCUCCGGCUCACGGAAAAAGAAAAGCGGCGGUAAGGAUGGGAAAGAUGAGUGUGGGAAGGUCUAUGAAUGUAGGUUUUGUUCCCUAAAGUUCCGCAAAUCUCAAGCUCUCGGGGGGCACAUGAACCGCCAUCGCCAAGAAAGGGAGACAGAGACACUGAACCGAGCUCGCCACCUGGUCUUCAAUAACGAUAACUUGGCCACCCAAGGGCAUCUAGGGUGCCACCCGAUUUAUGAUCCAACAUUGCAAUUUAGAUCAGUUUAUCCACCGAGAAUCUUCCCCGGCUCUUCUUCAAUGCUUAUUCCAUCCCCGCCGCCGCCGCCGCCACCAUAUUUACAUCCAUCACCGUCACGUCUCAGCUCCUAUCCCAUCAACGAUUACUAUGUAGGACAUGUCCCGGGAAGCAGCGGUUCACCAUCACAAUACCCUCAGCAAAACCUAAGCUACCUUGUUCCACAAGACUCUAACUUCACUUGCAUCGGAGCUCCGGUCGGACACGGCGGAAGAGGCGUAUCACUGAGCAGCAACGUCCAGGAAGAGGGGCUGAAUUGGGGUAGGAACUAUGCAGUAGGUACACAUCAGCGCUUGGAAAAUCGAUUUCAGGACGGAUUCUAA